CACUUGGUGACUAGUAUCGCAACCGACCAGAUAGCGGUAGGACAUACACGUGUAAUCAGUCGCCCAUAUUUCGUCAUGAGAGAAAUAGUCCAUCUUCAGGCGGGUCAGUGUGGUAACCAGAUUGGCGCCAAGUUCUGGGAAGUAAUUUCUGAUGAACACGGAAUUGACCCCACUGGUACAUACCACGGAGAUUCCGACCUUCAGUUGGAGAGGAUCAAUGUGUACUACAAUGAAGCCACAGGCGGCAAGUAUGUUCCCAGGGCUGUCUUGGUUGACUUGGAGCCCGGAACCAUGGAUUCUGUCAGAUCUGGUCCUUUCGGACAAAUCUUCAGACCCGACAACUUUGUGUUCGGACAGAGUGGUGCUGGAAACAACUGGGCUAAGGGACAUUACACAGAAGGUGCUGAGCUUGUAGACUCUGUUCUUGAUGUUGUUCGUAAAGAAUCAGAAAGUUGUGAUUGUCUUCAGGGAUUCCAACUUACACAUUCUCUUGGUGGUGGUACGGGCUCCGGAAUGGGAACGCUCCUCAUCUCCAAAAUCCGUGAAGAAUACCCCGACAGGAUCAUGAACACAUUUUCAGUUGUACCAUCACCAAAGGUAUCAGACACUGUGGUCGAGCCAUACAACGCCACCCUCUCCGUCCACCAGCUUGUUGAGAACACCGACGAGACCUACUGUAUCGAUAACGAGGCUCUCUAUGACAUCUGCUUCCGUACCCUCAAGCUUACCACACCCACAUACGGUGACUUAAACCAUCUCGUCUCCGCCACCAUGUCCGGAGUCACCACCUGUCUCCGAUUCCCUGGUCAAUUGAACGCCGAUCUCCGUAAAUUGGCUGUCAACAUGGUCCCGUUCCCCCGUCUCCAUUUCUUCAUGCCUGGGUUCGCUCCACUCACAUCUCGUGGUAGCCAGCAGUACAGGGCUCUUACCGUCCCAGAGCUGACCCAACAGAUGUUCGACGCCAAGAACAUGAUGGCUGCGUGUGAUCCUCGUCACGGGCGUUAUCUGACGGUUGCAGUUGUGUUCCGUGGUCGUAUGUCUAUGAAAGAAGUUGAUGAGCAGCUCCUAAACGUUCAGAACAAGAACAGCAGCUACUUUGUGGAGUGGAUCCCAAACAAUACAAAGAUCGCCGUUUGUGACAUUCCACCACGCGGUCUCAAGAUGUCCGGUACUUUCAUUGGUAACAGCACCGCCAUUCAGGAGCUUUUCAAACGCGUAUCUGAGCAGUUCACCGCUAUGUUCCGUCGUAAGGCUUUCUUACAUUGGUACACUGGUGAGGGUAUGGACGAGAUGGAGUUCACAGAGGCCGAGUCUAACAUGAACGACUUGGUGUCCGAGUACCAACAGUACCAGGAUGCCACUGCUGACGAAGAAGGGGAAUUCGAUGAUGAGGAACAAGACGAUGAAACAUAAACCCAAGCACCGAGUUAAACAUAAAAAGCAUUAAUGAACUUUUACCGAAACGACAAUGCCAAAGGUUCCUGUCGUGAUUUUGACUUUCAUGACAGAAUAACUUACGGCAAGUUAAUGUUGGGAUUUUAAGCUUUGAUUUAGAUCUAUAUUACUAAAAUAAUACAAUUCCUGAGUUACUUGGGAAAUGUACCAAUCAGAAAUUAAUCAAUAUCGUAAUGUAAUUGAAUACACUGUAAAUAAGCAAUAUUUAUGGUGCAUCACUUUGAUUUUAAUCCUUAGUUAAAAAUGGUCAAAGGUGAGACAAAUCUUUUGAUUCGUUUCUAUUGUCAUUUUAUCCCGCCAUGUGGCUUUCAAAUAAUU
This is a messenger RNA of Mizuhopecten yessoensis (Yesso scallop), 1773 nucleotides long. Its product is annotated as tubulin beta chain-like. Gene Ontology annotation, biological process: microtubule cytoskeleton organization; mitotic cell cycle. The record is from RefSeq and is a predicted model, not a curated record. Gene Ontology annotation, molecular function: GTPase activity; structural constituent of cytoskeleton; GTP binding. NCBI's taxonomy places the organism in Eukaryota, Metazoa, Mollusca, Bivalvia, Pectinida, Pectinidae. The transcript has 4 exons. Gene Ontology annotation, cellular component: microtubule; cytoplasm. The coding region runs from base 76 to 1413 and encodes 445 amino acids.